AUGAGCAAAUCCGAUGUUAUCAUUCGAGAGGUCGCAAAAGAUGUCUGGAUCUUCUCCAGACCUUUUGCGCGAUUUGGAAUAAUCCAGAUGGGAGGGCGGUCCACUGCUAUCAAAUUGCGACAGGGAGGCGUUUGGGUACUUGCAUCGACACCACUGACACAAGAUACGCGUAAUAAGAUAGAUGAACUCGGUGAAGUCAAAUACAUCAUAGGUGCUGAUGCUGUUCACCACAUCUUUCUUGGAGAGUUUAAAAGGGCUUACCCCAACGCGAAGUUAAUUGGCGUUGAAGGUGCCAUCAAGAAUAUGAGCGACAAGGACCUCCAAUUUGAUGGUUUGUGGGGUCGUGACCUUCCCAGCAGAAACUAUGGUUUUGAGGACGAGAUUAAACAUUGCUAUUUUUCAGGUUUUAGAAAUAAAGACGUGGCUUUUUUGCAUAUGCCAUCAAAGUCACUUAUCGAAGCAGACUUACUUCUAAAUCUACCAGCUAAUGAACAAUAUUCAAAAUCAUCCUGUUCGCCCCAUAUGAAUCUCAAGCCGGACUCGUGGUUCCACAGGGCCAUCAUCAAUAACACAACGGUUGACGCUGAAGCUAUGCGCCGCGAUGCAACGACAGUUGCUAAUUGGGAUUUCGAUCGAAUCAUUCCUUGCCAUGGAGAUGUAAUCGAGACCGACGGCAAUAAGAUGUGGAGAGCCUUGUACGAUGCAUUCCUCAACUGA
Suillus discolor is the source of this 717-nucleotide messenger RNA. RefSeq lists its product as uncharacterized. The coding region runs from base 1 to 717 and encodes 238 amino acids. The record is from RefSeq and is a predicted model, not a curated record. The transcript has 11 exons. Lineage: Eukaryota; Fungi; Basidiomycota; Agaricomycetes; Boletales; Suillaceae.